AUGGCGAGGAUUCGGUGCUCUCACCACCGCGACCCGACCACAAUCACUGGCCGGGAGCUGAAACCCUGCUUCAAGCCGCUGCAAGGCCAAGGCCACCAGAGAUCAGAGGUGUACGUGGGCGCACAGCCAUCUUGCUCCCGCUCCUGGCUCUCGUCUGUCUGUUCCCGUUUCGACUACGACGAUAAGCGUCUCCUCACCAUUAUCCACCCCAUCAAUGACAACUUCCAAAUCAUGAGCAGCCCCUGGGGAGAGCGGUACAAUAUCUUUCCGAGCCUCCCGGACUGGGUUCCCGGGCUGCACCAACACCUUUUCCAGAACUUCGGACGCAUGAAGAACUUCAUCGCCCGCAGCGUCCGUGACCACCAGGCCUCCCUCGACCCAAACUCUCCCCGGGACUUCAUUGAUUGCUUCCUUACCAAGAUGGCACAGGAGAAGCAGGGCCCGCUGAGCCACUUCCACAUGGAUACUCUGCUGAUGACCACACACAGUCUGCUCUUUGGAGGCUCCGAGACCGUGGGUACCACGCUGCGCCACGCCUUCCUCGCGCUCAUGAAGUAUCCAAAAGUGCAAGCCCGCGUACAGGAGGAGAUAGACAGCGUGUUGGGACGCGCGUGGCUGCCUGCGCUGGAGGACCGAGCAGCCAUGCCUUACACAGAUGCGGUGAUCCACGAGGUGCAGCGCUUCGCAGACGAUCCCAUGAGCUUUCUACACCGCGUCACUCGGGACACGACUUUUCAAGGCUUCCUGCUACCACGGGGCACGGAUAUCAUCACCCUCCUUAAUACAGUCCACUACGACCCCAGCCAAUUUCUGACGCCCCGGGAAUUCAACCCUGAGCAUUUUCUGGAUGCCAAUCAGUCCUUCAAGAAGAGCCCUGCCUUCAUGCCUUUCUUAGCCGGUGAGAGCAGGCUGUGCCUGGGCGAGUCGCUGCGGCGCCGGGAGCUCUUCCUCUUCCUCACCGCCAUCCUGCAGAGCUUCUCGCUGGAGCCGCUGGGGGCGCCCGAGGACAUCGACCUGACCCCGCUCAGCUCCGGUCUCUGCAAUUUGCCGCGGCCUUUCCAGCUGUGCCAGCGCUCGCGCUGA
Messenger RNA from Balaenoptera musculus (blue whale), 1083 nucleotides. RefSeq names its product cytochrome P450 2F5-like. The record is from RefSeq and is a predicted model, not a curated record. Gene Ontology annotation, biological process: xenobiotic metabolic process. Gene Ontology annotation, molecular function: oxygen binding; iron ion binding; heme binding. Gene Ontology annotation, cellular component: intracellular membrane-bounded organelle; cytoplasm. Lineage: Eukaryota; Metazoa; Chordata; Mammalia; Artiodactyla; Balaenopteridae.